CACAGCUCUCGCAAGCUCAGCUUCAACCCUCACCUUGCAAUCGACCAACUCCCCAUUUAUCAAAAGUGACCCCAUAUAUUCUGAUGGAGUCUGUUACCGUCAACAGAUUACUAGUACAAAACCACCAGAAAAUACUAGUAUUACCUAUAUAGCUAGGCUGACAGUAUCAAUCUGCGCCACUAUAUCAUUACUUAUUGAUACUCAACGACCAACGACUGAAACCAGUAGUAAAACAUGGCCAUCAGCGAAACAGCCUUCGCUUACCACGAGCCAGCCAUCAGCACAGUCCUCAACCAAGCAGGCUUCCUCCUGGUCCUCAACCUAGUCAACGUGUGCCUCGACAAACUUGUCUAUUGCGGGCUAAUUGGCCAGCUCUUCAUCGGCAUCCUCUGGGGCACUCCCGGCGCAAAAUGGCUCACCCGCGACAUGGAAAUCGUGAUCCAACAGCUCGGCUACCUCGGUCUAAUCAUGCUGGUUUACGAAGGCGGGCUCUCAACAUCUCUCCCCUCCCUGAAAGCGAACCUGCUGCUUUCGCUCGCAGUAGCCAUCACUGGCAUCGGCGCUCCAAUGGGCCUCUCCUUCAUUCUCACUGAGCUAGUAGCCGCAACGCCCCUCCAGGCCUUCUCCGCCGGAGCGGCUCUGAGCGCAACCAGCCUGGGAACCACGUUCACCAUCCUCUCGACCACAGACCUGAUCAAGACACGACUGGGGACGGUUACUACCGGCGCAGCCAUGCUAGAUGAUGUGGUGGGGCUGGUGCUGGUUCAGAUUAUCACUAAUCUCGGUGGAAGUAGUGAGUCGUUCAGUGCUGUGACUGUUGUACGGCCAGUUUUUGUUUCCAUCGGGUUUGGGGUUGGGGUGUUGCUGUUGUGUCGGUUGGGCAUCAGGCCUUCUUUAAGGCUGCUUCUUGCCCAUAAGCAUAGGUUCCCGGCGUUUACGGGGUCAGUUCAGUUUUAUUUCCUGGUGUGUACGUGUCUGCUGGUGGGGAUGGUAGCUGGGGCCACUUAUGCGGGCACGUCGAGUCUCUUUGCUGCGUAUCUGGCUGGCGUGAUGACUUCUUGGAUGGAUGACUUCUUGAAGGAGAAUUCCGGGGCAGUAGAUGCUUGCAACGCGACCACUGAGCCUGACACGGAGAAUACCUCUCAAGAGGAGGGUUCCACCCCGCAAGAGAAGGAUUCCAACCACCAUGACCAGACCAGUCGCCAACAGACUCCCAGUGCCAAACACGAGACUCCCACCGGCAAUCUGGUGUACGAAAAAUACUACCACGAACCGGUGACCAGAAUCCUGGUCCCUCUGUUCUUCGCAUCCAUCGGCUUCGCCAUCCCCAUAACAGAAAUGUUCAACGGCAAAAUCGUCUGGCGCGGCGUCGUCUACGCUAUCCUCAUGACGUUGGGCAAGUUAAUCACCGGCCUCUGGCUCGUGCGGUUCUCGUCUCGACCCGUUUCAAGUGUCCUCCGGGUUCUCAAGAAACCGUUUUCCCGCGUCGUCCUGUUCUGCGCGAGUCCCAGAGCCGGGUCCAAGAAGGGAAAGGAAGGGAACCCGGAGACAACACAACAAGAUUCCCCAAACCUGCAAGACCAGUCGCACGACCAGCCAUCGCCAACCCACCUGGCUACCCAAGCGCACGAAGCUGUCGACGACGAACCACAAACCCAACCUCAACAGGCGAAUCCGAACACACAGUCCACCUCGAGUCUCCCGCCGAAGCCCAAAUCCCUCUAUCCAGCUUCUAUCCUGGGCCUGGCGAUGGUCUCCCGCGGUGAAGUCGGAUACCUCAUUGCUUCGCUCGCUGAGUCGAAGGGCAUCUUCGGGACUAGCUCUAGCGGUGGCUCGUCGGAGACGUAUCUGGUGAUUGUUUGGGCGAUCUCGCUGUGCACGCUUUUUGGGCCGAUUUUUGUCGGGACGUUGGUGAAAAGGGUGAAGACUUUGCAGAAGAUGAGGGUGGAUCAGGGUGGGGAGGAUCCGUUGGGUGUUUGGGGGAUUUAGAUUGGUUUGGUAUAUGUUGGGAGGUGGAUUUUGAGAGGGUAGAAGAGACAGUAGAAGUGCUAGAUUUAGACUGGGUAGAGCAGUGGAUGGGACGCUGUGAUGAAAUUUAUGGAUAUAUUUACCGUAGUAGAAUAUCCCACUGAUAAGUGUGCUGGAAGCUUUUCUCAAAAGAAUAUAUUGUUGAUGCUGUUAAUAUGGAUUAUCAGGUUUCCAAUGGACAUGGAAGCAGAGGGUCAAAAUAGAAUCCUGUCA
This is a messenger RNA of Aspergillus pseudonomiae, 2241 nucleotides long. Its product is annotated as cation:proton antiporter. The record is from RefSeq and is a predicted model, not a curated record. NCBI's taxonomy places the organism in Eukaryota, Fungi, Ascomycota, Eurotiomycetes, Eurotiales, Aspergillaceae. The transcript is spliced from 2 exons. Gene Ontology annotation, cellular component: membrane. The coding region runs from base 235 to 1989 and encodes 584 amino acids. Gene Ontology annotation, molecular function: antiporter activity. Gene Ontology annotation, biological process: proton transmembrane transport.